GUCUUGGUCUGCAGCAACUUCCAACAAUGGGCGCAAUCACCACUUUCCUCACUUCAAUUUUACUCACCACCACCACUAUCACCACGACUACCGCCAUCGCAACACAAAACACCACGACCACGACCACAACCUUCCCCAACACCCUAAACAUCACGACCCUGACCGCGCACAACAACCACUCCGUCCUCGAAUGCUGGGCCCUCCAACCAGGCUACGCCCAGACGACCGAACCCGGAGUCGCAGGCAACGCCAUUCUGAACCUCGGGCCCAUCGCCAACAACGCAUCCAACAUCCUCAUCCCGCCUAGCUACGACGGCGGCCAGCACAAUGCCCCUGCCCUUCAAUGGGUGAUAUUCCUGUCCGGCCUCGCGCACAUCACGCUCCCGCACUCAGACGACGAGGCGUGGGUGUCCGGCGGCAAGGAUGGGAUGAUCCUUGCGCUGGAUACGGAGGAUGUGAGUACUGACGGGCAUGCUACGACUUAUCCGUCUGGGGAGGUUACUUUUGCAGUGGAGGUGCCGUUGCGGGAGGUACCUGGACAUACGGUGUUGCAUGCUGGGGCUUGUGGGGUGGGGGAGAUGGGGGUUUAG
Molecule: messenger RNA, 590 nt
Organism: Aspergillus homomorphus CBS 101889
Lineage: Eukaryota; Fungi; Ascomycota; Eurotiomycetes; Eurotiales; Aspergillaceae
Exons: 2
Coding region: 27-590 (187 amino acids)
Source: RefSeq, a predicted model, not a curated record